AUGGUCCCCGGCCUGCUUGCUGCAUCCAUUGAACAAAAACUUUGGUUCACAGCAGUUAUGCAACCUCAGAAACACCUGAGAGGAUCUGAGAGUACACUGCUCUGUGUUCACACUCGUUCCUUCCAUUACAAACAAGACAUUAACUUGGUGACCCUUGUACCAACCCUGUAUAUUACUCCUCUUUUACAGCUGGAAGAAAUGGAGUCAAAUAGUGGCGCGAGGACGUUGGUCUGUGGUGCGGCAGUCCCCAGGCGCCGGCUCCCGCCCUGGCCAUUUCCGCGGGCCUUUAGGCUGCGGGCCCGAGUCCCGCCCUCCGCCCCUACCCUCUCCGAGCCGCUCUGGCUGCGGACACCCUUGUGUGGCUUCGGUCUAAUGCGGUCCCCGCCGCUGGUGCUCCUGCUGCACCGGUUUGGGACCGGAAACACCUUGUUCUGCCGGCAAGCCCAACCCAUGAAUCCGGGUGCAGCGGCGGGGCGGGGUGCGCCCCGACGGCGGUGGAAACGCCGCCCGCGGUGCCUGCGGCUGUCUUCGGUGUUCGGAUCUGACCCGCAGCGCGGCAACGACCUGCUGCUGCUGCCGCCGGCGGCGGGGGAGAGACUGGAGCCGCGGGGUCUCCCCGUGGAUCUGGAGCCCCGGCAUCAAGUCCUCUAUUUCCCCGGGGAUGUGCAGAAUUACCAUGAAAUUAUGACUCGUCAUCCUGAGAAUUAUCAGUGGGAAAGUUGGAGUCUAGAAAACGUUGCCACCAUUUUAGCUCAUCGGUUCCCCAAUAGUUAUAUUUGGGUGAUAAAGUGCUCCCAGAUACAUUUGCACAAAUUCAGCUGCUAUGACAACUUUGUGAAAAGCAACAUGUUUGGUGCCCCAGAACAUAAUACUGACUUUGGAGCUUUUAAGCACCUUUAUAUGUUGUUAGUUAAUGCUUUUAACUUAAGUCAGAAUGGUUUGCUGAAGAAUGUGAAUGUUUGGAAUAAGGACUCCAAAGCAUCUGACUAUAGAUCAAAUUCUUCUAGUAAUGGUUGCCAGGUAGAAAAAGAGAAGACCUGUAAAAGAUUUGAUGAAUCAACCAUGAGUGAGAGUGGUUCUACACCAUCACUAAAAGGUGCAUCUUUCACUCUGAUUGGAUUCAGUAAAGGUUGUGUUGUUUUGAAUCAGUUACUUUUUGAAUUAAAAGAAGCCAAGAAAGACAAGACCAUAGAUGCUUUCAUCAAAAGCAUAAAAACAAUGUAUUGGUUGGAUGGUGGUCAUUCUGGAGGAAGCAAUACUUGGGUUACAUAUCCAGAAGUCUUAAAAGAAUUUGCACAAACUGGAAUUACUGUUCACACCCAUGUAAGAUCUUACCAAGUAAGUGAUCCAAUGAGAUCUUGGAUUGGAAAAGAGCAUAAGAAAUUUGUUCAGAUACUUAGAGAUUUUGGUGUGCAGGUGACUAGCCAGAUUCACUUUGCAAAGAAAGCUCCUUCCAUAGAGAAUCACUUCAGGGUUCAUGAAGUAUUUUAAGACUACAGCAUAUUACUGUACUUUAACAUGGUAGAGCA
Perognathus longimembris pacificus (Pacific pocket mouse) is the source of this 1529-nucleotide messenger RNA. Its product is annotated as mitochondrial protein C2orf69-like. Bases 1 to 1491 code for a protein of 496 amino acids. The transcript has 5 exons. The record is from RefSeq and is a predicted model, not a curated record. NCBI's taxonomy places the organism in Eukaryota, Metazoa, Chordata, Mammalia, Rodentia, Heteromyidae. Gene Ontology annotation, cellular component: mitochondrion.